Molecule: messenger RNA, 1911 nt
Organism: Nematocida major
Lineage: Eukaryota; Fungi; Microsporidia
Exons: 1
Coding region: 1-1911 (636 amino acids)
Molecular function (GO): RNA binding
Source: RefSeq, a predicted model, not a curated record
AUGGCCGAGCGGUCCAAGGCGCUAGGUUUAGGUCCUAGUCUUCGUAUGAAGGCGGGGGUUCGAAUCCCCCUCUUGUCAUUUUUGCCAAUUGGUCCACACUCUGCCUGUUUCAGAUCGCACUCAAAUACACAAACGCGCCUCUCGGAAAUGCACCCCCACACUCACCACUUCGAAUGCACCCUCGCAGACACCUUCCACUUUUUCCUCUUUGCGCCUGAAGCGUCGCCGGACAUGCUCAACAAAGCCCUGGUCGCCCUCGAAAAGAAAACCCUCAGUCUUGCAAAAAUAGCACACGCCCGCAUAAAGGACACAGCUGUAAAAGUCUCCAUCAAAAUGAAAAAAGACACGCCCUUUGAAGAAGUCUUCCAGGCACUUGCUGAAAUAGCAACAGUCGCCCUCCGCAUAGACCUGCCCCCGUACGUCCUCAGCAGAAAGGACAGAUUUCUCCUGGACUUGGAUAAAAUAGCAGCAUGGAACACCGUGAAAGUCACCUGCCAGUUCACCCAAAACACGUUCACGGCCUUCGUCCUGGGGCCUGGAAAAGUCGCCCUGAAGGCGCGCGCGGAAAUCCUCAGGGCAGUCGACAGAUUCGCAGGCGGAAGCCCGGCCAGCACAAAUGUGCACACGCACGCCGAAAGCACAGUCGCUGCAGGGGGGCGGGUGUACUUUGAGAGCAAAAUACUCUCAACCGCAGCCCUCGUUUCAAGCCCCCCCAUAAACUACGUCAGCGUGUGCCAGACGCGCCCUCUGAAAAGACUUAGAAAAAAAUUAUACACCAGCAGAAUCGCGCUGGCCUACGCUUUUGCGUACAUGCAGAGCACCCUCGAGGACAUCCUUGCAAAGAACGAGGCGUACAUCGACGAGGUGGCCCACACAGAAGAAGGCUCUUCUCUAGAGAUUUCUGGAUUCUGCUGCAACAACCUAAACACAGCCUUUUCGGAAAUAGAGCUGCUUUUUGUUUCCAUUGUCUCCGUAAAAAUAGGAAAAAUCGACCCGUACAGCGCAGCAAACGUUUUUGUCUUUGAGGUUGAAAAUUUCUUGGUUGUUGUCGGUGAGAUCGCGGAGGUUAAGAAAAUACUCCGGGAAAUCGACGUGCCUUGCGAGGUUUCUGUGGCGAUAUCCCCGGUAAUUGAAGAGUUCAUAUGCGGCAAGAAAAACGGAAAACUCAAUAAAGUCUCCAGAGAGAGCGACUGCGCGCUGCACAUACGGAAAACAGGCGCGCUUUCUGUCGUCAUACAGGGAAGCUCGCACAACGCAGAGUUCUCGCUCUCCCUCAUCGAGGACGAGCUGCCCACAGAAUACGCCUUCUAUCUGCACGAAAAGCACCACAAGAGGAUAAUAGGGUAUGGCGGAAAGUCCAUCCAGAGGCUCAUGAAGAAAAACGGAGUCUACAUAAAGUUUGACAGUGGCGCGCCAGAGGCAGAAAAUAACGUGGUCAUUCGAACCCCAAAGAAAAACAAGCCCGCCCUCCACAGAAUGUACAAAGAUGUCAUGGAGCUGGCGGGCGAGGACCCGUUUCUGGCGCAGGGGUCGUGGCACGCGCUCUCGUUCUGCGACUUCUACGCGCUUGGCUUUGAAAAGUUCAGGUUUCGGCUGGAUGGCGUGGACGUUUUUAUGCGGGAGCCUGUGGACGUGCAGUACUACCUAGUAGACGAGGAGGCCCCAAACGGAAGCCUAAAAUCGUUGUGUAAAAUUGGAAACAAAGCCGUUGUGGCUUCGCUCAGUGAGGUGCCGAACGCAGAAAAAAUCACAAUAUCCACGUGGAAAAACACGCACUCGCUUUCCUCGUAUUUUCCGUGGAAGUACGAAGAGCCGCUGUUUUCAGACAAGGUUCUGUGGAGCCGGGAGUGGAGGGGGUUCUCUGAGUCUUGGAACAGCACGCCUUGGAGAAACAACGGGUUCACAAAAUAG